Messenger RNA from Penicillium roqueforti, 363 nucleotides. RefSeq lists its product as uncharacterized. NCBI's taxonomy places the organism in Eukaryota, Fungi, Ascomycota, Eurotiomycetes, Eurotiales, Aspergillaceae. Bases 1 to 363 code for a protein of 120 amino acids. The record is from RefSeq and is a predicted model, not a curated record. The transcript is spliced from 2 exons.
AUGUGGCGACCGGAGUAUACAACGGUAGAUGGCGUGGAGGAGUUUCGUGCGGCUACCGUUAUAGAAGCACAGGCCUUCCGGACGGACUCUGGAUUCCCAACCGCGGCAACUGCGCUACGACUAUUCCUCAGGGACUUCGCGACGGAUGAGCUCACACCAGGCCAUGUGGAUCUCGACCGCGAAGUUCUUAUUACGUCAAAGCAGCUUUUUGAUUUUCUCUCAAGCGCCGAAGCAAGGCAACAGGCACAUACACAGCAUCAAGGGUCAACCAAUCGAUUACGACCGGGCGCUCUAAAGCGUCGUCACUUUCAAACACACUUCCAGCAGCUAACAUCGGAAGACGAAGGGUCUGUGGAUCUGUGA